GCUCGUCGUGGAAGGUUCGUUGCGCGCGCGGAAAAUCUUGGGAAAUUCGAGGCGAAAUUCGCCAAAUAUUACGAGUGCGAAGUGCGAGUGCAUUUCCCCGGCCUGUGAACGCCGCCGGUGGCUAAAGUAUUGCGAAAUCUAAAAAUACAAAGCAAUAGAAACAGAGGCCAAUCGCUUGCAUAUCAAUUGUCUAGGAAUUGAGUACUGCUUACUGUGUGUUACAUGGUUAUGUCACGGAAAGUCACCGACUGAGUGCUCUCCUCGAGUAAAUACCCCUUCGAAGGCGGCGAAAUAUUGUCCGCAGAAAAAGAAAAAUUAGCAAAACUGCCGCAAAAGUGCUGCUGCCCACUCUCGCUGCCGGCUGCUUUCUGGCUCACGUUUACUACCACUUUUAUUGCUCACGCGUGUUUUUGGGGCCUUUUGUUUUGGUGCUUGUGUGUGCGCGAGUGUGCCAGCUGUGUGUGUUCCCCGCGUGUGCGUCUGUGUUAGCCGGCAAGUGCAGCUGUGAGUGUGUUGGUUGUUGGCCGCGAACAGCUGUUCCGCAGACAACAUGCAGAAAUAAGUAAAAUACAAAGAGAAAAUACAUCGAAUAAAAAAUAUACAAGAGAAAAUCAGAGCAAAUCGAGUUUCGCCGCAUCAUCGAGCAGUCAGCCCGUGCAGCAGAAUCCAUCCAUCCUCAUCCAUCGAAAAUGGCGGCCAGGAUGCAGAUGCUCCUGCUUUUGACCCUGCUCUGCGGCCUCUCAGCUGCCAAGCACCUGGGUGACCUGGAGGCUGGCGGCGGAGCAGUAGGUGGCCUCCACCACCACCAACACCAUCAGCACAGCGCCUCCACGCACCACCGGCGACGCCUGCAGCGGGACUCGCGGGCGAAGGACGCCACAUCGGCGUCGCUGGGAACGGCGCAUCAGUGCGAGGCCGUCAAGAGUUACUUCGAAUCAAUCGACAUCAAGUCGAGUGGAUUCCACAACGAGAAAGGCGCCAUUUGCGGUGGAAGCUGUUGCAACAACGCCACGGAGCUGGAGCUGCGCGACAAGGCCGCCGGGAAGUUUGAGCUGCUGCUGCACCACCACACGAGCAGCCUGCGGGGAGUGCUGGAGACGAACGUCAAGCAAUUCCAGAGUCACGUCAUGGAAUUGGCCCAGCAGUCGGAGAACAAUACGCAGUCGGUCUUCGCGACGAUCUACUACCGCAUGGUGCCCCGCGUCCGCCAGAUGAUUGGCCAUUUGUACACUGAAAUCAUGAACCACAUGAAUUACGCCUCGAACUACACGAACAGCAACGACCAGUUGGGCAGACGUAGCAUCGGGGGCGUCAGCAGUGUCCAGACCCACCUGGAGGAGGCGGUGCAUCGCUUCUUUGUCCAGCUGUUCCCUGUGGCCUACCACCAGAUGGUGCAUCUGAACAAUGACAAGUUGGGCGAGUUGCAUGAGGACUACAUCAACUGCCUACAGCACAACUACGACGAGCUGCGCCCCUUCAAGGACAUACCGCAACAGCUGCAGGCCAGCCUCGGCAAGAGCGUCCACAUGUCCAACGUCUUCAUGAACGCCCUGAUCCAGGCGGCCGAGGUCCUCUCCGAGGCAGACGGCCUCUAUGGCGAGCAGCUCACGAACUCCUGCAAGCUGCACCUCCUCAAGAUGUACUACUGCCCCAACUGCAACGGACACCACCCCCCGCCGGAGGCUAAGCUUUGCGACGGAUACUGCAAGAACGUGAUGCGUGGCUGCUCGGCGGAGUACGCUGGCCUGCUGGACAGUCCCUGGUCGAGUGUCGUGGAUGCCCUCAACAACCUGGUGACCACCCACAUUCUCUCGGACAACGGCAUCAUUAACGUCAUCAAGCAGCUGCAAUCGAAGCUCUCGGAUGCAAUAAUGGCAGCCAUGCACAAUGACUCCGAGUUGGAGCAAAAGGUGAAGAAGACAUGUGGAUCGCCCAGUCUGACGCCCUAUGCCACCGGAGAGCCGGAUGCUAAGCCUCUGGCGCACAAGAACGCUAUCAAGUACGCCACGCCCCCGGAUCCGGGCAUGGUCCGCUUCCUGUCCACCAUCGACCAGAGCAAGGAGUUCUACACGAACAUCGUGGACAACUUCUGCGACGAGCACCACUCCCGUGAGGAUCACUCCUGCUGGACAGGCGAUCGCUUCGGGGAGUACAACCAGCUGCUGAUCAACCCGGGCAUGGACACCCAGCGGUACAAUCCGGAGGUGCCCUUCAACUCCAUGACCCAGGCUAGCCAGCUGAACGAGCUGGUAGACAAGCUGAUCAAGAUCCGCCAGAGCAUUGGAGCAGCGCAGACACCCUCAAACAGCAUACAGUCGCACGAUAUUCAAAGCGACAUGGGCCACGAGGGAUCUGGGGGAGGCGAGGGCCAGAUCGGCGACGAUGAGGAGGAGUACGGUGGCGCCCAUGGCUCCGGCGAUGGUUCAGGCGACGGCCCCGACGUUACCUUCAAUGGCAGCCCGCCAAUCACCGAACAGGAGCCACGCGACAACGGCAAGGCCAGUGGGUCCAACCCACUGGCGGCCACCACGGCGACGUGGAUGCUCCUCACUCUAGUCACAAUGCUCCUCAGUAGUUGUAGUUAAGGAUGCUGCCCCCAGGGUCGAGGGAUGUAGUAAACACACACACAGGACCCCGCUGCGAGGGCGAAUGCGAUAGCGACAGCGAGGGGAGGCCGGAAGCCUCGAGAGAAACAGCAGAUGCACAAGAAUCGAGUUAAAUCAUUAAUUAAUAACUAUUAUCAUUAUUAUUAUUAUUAUUUGUGUAAUUCUUAAGUUGUUACAAGUAAUUUAUUAGGCCCUAAGCGCAUUCAUCUCUAGCAAUCGACUAACAACUUACACACCAGAAGCGAAAGCGAACCCACUUUCCCUUCUAGCUUUUCCAAAUUCAGAGCUCAUCGAAUUUCCAUGCCGAGUCCAACUAGACUUAUGUGCCAUAUAGAUGUGUUGGGCUCUGCGUACACAAAACCAGAGAGUAAUUGCGAAAUACACAACUAGACGAAGUUAGGCUCAAACUCAGCAGAACCCCGUCGUCCUCCCAUAGCAUAGCAAAGAGUGUGCGAGCAGUUUGUUCAGAUAAAUGUUAAUAUAUAUAACAGUACCGUACGUAAAGCUCAAUGUUCAAAGCAAGUUGUUCCUUUUCGGUGUUCGAGUAAUUAGGCGAGUAAGCUCUGGGUAAACAGAAAGUUAGAAGCUAUGGCACCACAUUCAAUGGAUUCAACGGUUCUCUCGACGCGAUCCAAUCACCAAUAUUAUACGAAUAAUACGUACAACGGAUAUGUAGAUCUGUUAGCUAUAGAUCAGUGGAUGUUAAAACUAUACGAACUGAGCGAACGAACGAUCCAUUGGGAAAUCGAAACGAAAUGCAUACGAAUGGAAUUUAGUUGAGGAAACGCACUUUAUGGAAAAACUAGAAGACUUACAGCUUUAUACGCAAAACAGAAACAGAAACAGAAACGGAAACGGAAGACGAUGAAAUCUAUUGAUAUAUACGUAUAUUAUAUGUAGCAUUAUUUAAAUUAUAUAUAUGAACAAAGAGAGAAGACCUGGAGGUAAUGUCAUUCAAUGCAUUCAGCUAAUUAGAGUUUAUGGAAGUUCAACGAGUUUGCAUGCGAAAAUUUACAAGAAAAACUGCGGGAGUUCAGCGCACAAUUUCGCAAUUCGCAAUCUGCAAUUCGAAAUCGAAACUAUUGUUGCAAUCUAACGGAUACUUUACAGUGGGCAGAGCGCUGCUUAAUCAAAUCCAGAGAGCAGCGCUGGCGACACUCUAAAACACAAACAAAUAUAUAGUUUAUACACAAAUGAAUAUGAAAUAUGCAUUGAUACGGCGAUAAGAAUGAAAUCUAUAUAUAUACAUAUAUACAUAAAUGAAUUAACUAAUUAAAUCGUAAUUAUAUGCUAGUGCGUAAACUGUAACGAUUAGCCCGUAAAAAAGUGUAAAAAGCAAGCAGUUGACCGAGAACAGCAAAUUUAGUUAGUAGCAAAUUAACAAAGGAGACGCCAACGACCGCCGCACACUUUCCUGUAUAUAUCGCUAUACUUAUUGGGCCGAUCGGACCGGAUCGUAGCUGGGCAGGUGUGUGUGCACGCGGGUGGCGAACUAUGUAUAAUUAUUAUUUGUACUAUUAUUAUUUAACUAUUGCAUGUGAUUAAUAAUAUUUAAGUUAAACGUAAAGCGCAGCAUAUUAAAUUGUAACUUAUGUAUACCGCAAACAAAAACAACAACAGCAGCAAUGUGCGGGGGGAAAUCAUCAUUGUAAAUCUAUUCGGAGAUAACCAAUGCGAGAAAUCAGCAAGAAUUGCACUAAAAAUAAAUGUACUACUUUUAGAUGCCUAAAAACCAAUAAAUAAUUAUGUAACAAGAACAAGCGAGUCCAGCAAGUUUAUUGAGCCAGAGAGAGAGAGCGCGCGACGCAAUAAUACUAUGAGUAAUUGAGUGUAACGGCCGCAAAAACCGUAAACUUUUGUAAAUUUCAUUUAAAACCUGAAUAAACGUC
This is a messenger RNA of Drosophila kikkawai, 4495 nucleotides long. RefSeq names its product division abnormally delayed protein (gene dally). The record is from RefSeq and is a predicted model, not a curated record. Gene Ontology annotation, cellular component: plasma membrane; extracellular region; cell surface. Lineage: Eukaryota; Metazoa; Arthropoda; Insecta; Diptera; Drosophilidae. Gene Ontology annotation, biological process: positive regulation of canonical Wnt signaling pathway; cell migration; regulation of protein localization to membrane.